Messenger RNA from Trametes versicolor FP-101664 SS1, 1707 nucleotides. RefSeq lists its product as uncharacterized. The record is from RefSeq and is a predicted model, not a curated record. The transcript is spliced from 6 exons. Lineage: Eukaryota; Fungi; Basidiomycota; Agaricomycetes; Polyporales; Polyporaceae. Gene Ontology annotation, molecular function: protein O-acetylglucosaminyltransferase activity. Bases 128 to 1588 code for a protein of 486 amino acids. Gene Ontology annotation, biological process: protein O-linked glycosylation via mannose. Gene Ontology annotation, cellular component: endoplasmic reticulum.
GUCCGCAGCCAUAGCUGCUAACCUUCUCCCUUUUCGUUCUAUGUUUUGCAUUACGACGACAACGUGCUGGUAAAUCUGCUGAGCAUACCUAUCUGACGCCAAUCCCGGCCAACCACUGCACGGCCACAUGCCACCUUUCCAUCCCACAGCGCGCGAGCUAUGUCUGCUUAGUGCGCUCCUCAUCGGGCUCCUGUACUUCUCGGCGACCUUCCCAAGACAUUCCGGCUCUGUUGGGGACUACAUACGGACAGCGCCGCACGUCGUGGAAGACGUGCUGGAUGUGCAGCCACUUACGCUCGAGACACAAUAUACGCUGCAAGCCUUGAACCCCGCCUUUCGCUGGGGCACGGGACAGGUGCCGGAGACCAAAAUUGUGGCACAUGUGCCAGGAUGGACAAUAUUCGACCGCCUCUACGUCCUCAAUGGCACCAUCUACCUCGUCACGGACUCUCCUCAAGACGUACCGGAACGGAAGUUCAUGAUCUCCUCCGCCGCGUUCAUUGAGAAUGGGCCAGAGGCGGAGGCACGCCGAUUGCCGUCGGACAAGGAUAUGCGCGUAAUCUCCACGGAAGAGGCGCGUCGAAUAUUUGGGACGGAGGCUGAGCGGUUGGACGGCGUAUCAUGGCUCGCGAACGACCCGAAACAAUUUAUCACCCACUACUACCAUUGGUCCGCAGAGCUCUUCUUUGGUUUCUGGCGAACCUACUCCUCGCUGGACCCCACUAUCCCCACCUCCGGCGAGACGUCGUUACCCUCUCCACGGCGGUUCAUCUUCUCGCACCUGGACGCGGCGAACUGGCGCGACUACGCAGCGAUGAACCAAUGGGUACUGCGCUCUUCCUUCCCCUCGAUCGCGACCGAGUUCAUGGACGACUGGAAAGAGCGCGCAGCACUCGCGCGCGUGUUCGUGUUCGACCGCGUCGUACUCGGUGACCGUGCCGCGGCAAUGCAGGGGGAGAUGUACUUGCGCACGCAGCGUACGGCCGCGAACGCGUUCUCGCUGCCUGGGAGCGUGAACUGGUGGACGACGAUCCGGAACAAUGUCGUCGGGUUUGCGGCGGCUGACGACAAUGCGGGCGCGAUGUCGGUUGCGGGCGUGCCCACCCGCCCCGUGAUCACAUACAUCUCGCGUCAAGGCUGGAACCGCCGCAUGCUCGUUCAGGCGGACCACGACAAGCUCGUGCAGGAGCUGUACCGGCUGCGCGACGAGCACGGAUACGAGGUGAACGUUGUGGAGAUGGACAAGCUCACGCGGAUUGAGCAGUUCCGUCUCGCGGCGCGGACAACGAUCAUGAUGGGUGUACACGGAAACGGUCUGACGGCUCUGCUCUGGAUGCGCCCCACCCCGCGGUCGACGGUUAUGGAGUUCUUCUACCCGGGCGGUUUCGCGCACGACUACGAGUACACGACGCGUGCGUUGGGCAUGGUGCACUACGGCUUCUGGGGGGACCGGUAUUUCACGCGUCCGGACGUACCUCCCGUCGCAUACCCCGAGGGGUUCCAGGGCAACAGCAUCCCGAUCGAUGGUGCGCUAGUGGCGGAGCUUGUCCACGAGCGGCUCACGCUGUCGGAGGAGGCGGACGACUAGGCCGUUGCCAGUCGCACAGCGAGGUAGAUAGACUGAUCGCGAGGUAGACGGUAUCAUACAAACGACUGGUAAUUCACUCUGUAACUUAUAACUACUCGCACUUCGAUCGCACAGAAUAC